Sus scrofa (pig) is the source of this 4638-nucleotide messenger RNA. The record is from RefSeq and is a predicted model, not a curated record. NCBI's taxonomy places the organism in Eukaryota, Metazoa, Chordata, Mammalia, Artiodactyla, Suidae.
UUCUGUUCAAUAGAUAGGUUAAUUUGUGCCAUAUUUUAGAUUCCACAUAUCAGUGAUAUCACAUGGUAUUUGUGUUUCUCUUUCUGACUUCACUAUUUUAACCACUUUUAAGUGUACAUGUCAGUAACACAUUAACUGUGAUUUAAGUACACUCACAGGGUUGUGCAAUCAUCAUCAUCCAUUUUCAGAACUUUUUCUCAUCCCAUCAGAAACUUCAUACCUGAUAAAUAAUUCCCUACACUCCUCUUUCCCAGUUUCUAGUAAGGCUGGUUCUUAAUUCAACUCUUAGUAAGGUAAGUUCUUGAUUGUGAAUUAAUCUUGUCUUUGAAACUAGAUUUUUAAGUGUCUUGAGAGCGGCAGGUAACAUAACUCAAAUGUCUCUGUACCUUUGACACUGUCCAGCUUAGGGAUCAGCACAAAUUGUUGUCUCAUCACAUCUGUUCAGUGGUGGACUGGGUGUUGGAGGAGGGGCCAAUAGGCUAUUCAGAGAUUUUGAGCCUAAGAACUUCGGGAGUGUGGGACUGCUCUCAUCAGGCCAAAAACUUCUUAGGAAAGUCAGAAAUCCUGGAGUCUUGGAAACGUAUCACAAUGUCAAUAGGGGUCACGAAGUUGAUGUUAAUAUAUGAAUCAGGGAGUUCCUGCUGUGGCUCAGUGGGUUAAGAAUCUGACUGCAGUGGCUCAAGUGGCUGCAGAGGCACAGAUUUGAUCCUUGGCCCAGUGCAAGUGGGGUGAAGGAUCCACUGUUGCCACAGCUAUGGCAUAGGUUGCAGCUGUGGCUCAGAUUUCAGUCCCUGGCCUGGGAACUGCCAUAUGUCAUGGGUGCAACCAUAAAAUGAAUAUAUGGACAUAGGAGUGGUGGGUAUUGUGGUAUUAGAGCAUGAAAGAGUAUUUGCUUCCUGCACCUUAGACAACCCAUACAGACCACCAGACACUCUUAUCUGAACACUGUGUUAUAUGAGCUUCUCUAAGACAAGUAAGGUCUGUGAUGCCCACGUGUGACUUGGGAAACAGGAGGCCUUUGUGAUGCAGUCUGGUGGUCUAGUUCUGUCCUCUGUGAGGCAGACAUGAUAGGUCUAGAAUUUGUAGGCACUGGGUUCUAAGACCCUGAAAGCCUAGGAAGCCUAGGAAGAGGGAUGGCUAGUGAGGUUUAGAUUAUGUUGAGCCCUACCUUUAUUCUGUGGGAUGUUGGAUAUCCCUUUUACACUUAUGGCUCCAUCCUUAUUAUUGCAUUAAUUAUUUGGCAAGUGAGAAAGAAUCACCGAGAUUUAAGGGUGGGACCUAACAGGAGCUGCUGCCGGCGUCACCGGAGAGUCAAACAAAGGGCUAAAGAUAAAACGUCAAGAGCUAGGAGACUUUCCCGGAAAGAAGCUGAGAAGCCGUGGGAGCUGCUCUCUGUCAUGAGAAGCCAGGACUGGCUUCCUCAGGAGGGGAGUGUGCGGCAGCUCCUGUGUGCAGAUCCCUGCUGCCAAAUCUGCAAUGAUGUGGCUCUGGAGAUUCAACAGUUGAUAUUGGGUGAGAGUAGCCUGACCACGCCUACUUCAUCGGGGCCAUCACAUGGCUCCUCUUGCCUCGAUAUUUUGUCCCUGUCUAGUCUCUGUUUUGGGCAGAGUCAGCAUUCCCUGCAUUCCAAAGAGCUUUCACGUCCAUCAGCAACCCGCACGGUGUCACAGCUAACAACUCAGAAAUCCUUAACCCAGUUAGCUGCCAAGUCAACUGUCAAGUCAGCCACCAAGUCAGCCAGUGCAGUCACCAUCCAUGAUUACUGGGCUGACCACCAACAGCUAAGGCAGGGAUUUCAAGGGCCAGAUGUGCCCUGGGAUGCUGGAGUUUUGUCUUCUUCAAGCGUUGAAGAGCCUAGGAUUCAUCGAGACAAGAAGAGCAAUACUAAAUGUGUCCCAGAGAAACAAGGUCAGCAGCCCUUUCUUUCUCUGAACUCAAAGCUUACAAACCUAAAAUACCCCAUGGGUCACACUUUCUGGGGCCAAAAGCUGCAGGGUCUGGCAAAGACAGCCAAUACUCACAAGAGCCCUACCCUUCCAGAAGGUGCAGAAGCUGGCUUGGGAGAUAAGACGAAGCACUUUCCACAUUGGAUUAACCCUGAGGUGAAAGGUCAAGGGCAUAAGGAAUCCGUUCUCCUCUCUAAGGAUGAGAAAAUGACCGAAACCAAGACAAAAAAUGUUGAGAAGAGUCCACCUCCCACCAAACGCUCUGUGAAGGGAGCUAAGUCAGACAAGACAACAGAGGAGGAGGGCAUGGCCUUCUUUGAUGCCCUCCAGUGCCUAGACAAUGAGUUCCAGCAACACUCCCUUCAGUCCAACCAAUCUUGGUUCCUGCACCUUUCCCACAACAGCUCCAAGCACUGUCCUCAGCUGACUUCUGCCACUCAGCCAGAAAAUACAUCCCAUGUCUCAACUGUCACCUCAGCAUAAGGCACCUGCCUAUACAAGGAGAAUACCCAAUCCAGGAAAAAGGAGUUCAUAGGUUCCCAAACUUCUGCAUCCUCCUGAAAAAGGCUGUUGUCAUUUCCAUUAAUAUGCAGGUGAGGCAGGAACCUCUCCAAAUAUACUCUAUACUUCUAAGCAAAGAACCACCUGUUUGUGCCUCCUUAUUUUCAAUUUGGUGUGUGAUGGAGAGAGUUGAGGCAGUAGAUUGCACUUCCCAUAUGAUAUAGGAGCUCAUACCUGUAUUUCAGACGGGUCAGCAUUCCAUCCUGGACUAUUUAUAAAGGGAUUUGGGCAGAGAAGGAAGACCCUCAUCUAAGGUGCAUUGAAGGUAAAGAUCAGGCUUGACUUCUUCUAUCAUGGCUUCCCAUGUUGUCUUUGAGCCCCAGAGGAGAAAAGUGUGCAUGAUGAUAGUACAAGAAGUAAUGGCGAGGAAUCCAAGUGCAUUUUUGACUCACAUGCACAAAUCAUUGUUAACUUCUACCUAUGCUCACAAUCUGGAGGGAAGGUUUUAAGGAAGUAUUACAGUAUUCCAGUCCUUGAGAAGGUGCUUUGUGUUUAUCAAAACCACAUAGCUAAUAUGACAGAUGUUAGAAACAAGUGAUAAAAUCUCUCCUCUCUGUUUGACAUCCACUGCCUUUAAGAUCCAUGGAAUAAAUGCCUCCUAGAAUGAAAAUCAGUUGAUAAGAAUGUCCCCAGAAGAGUCACAGUAAAAAUGACUUUGAGAGGCAUCUUGCAUUCAACAGUUGAAAUAUUUGAGUACUUAACUGAGUGCCAAGAACUAGGCCAGACACGCAGACACGACAGUUGCCUAAACACAGGCUUUUCCUCCAUGGAGAUGAUUAUCAUAUGGGAUGGACAGUCUCACAUGCCCAAAUUGUCUAAUCAAAGUGUAUAUGCUCAGAUGUCCAAUAUUUAUUUCAAAAGUGAACUUGUGAUGCCCCUGACCACCACCACCAUCCAGUCACACAUACCAAAUCUUCUGCCCCAUCAGUUAAUGGCACCUUUCUCUUGCCAGUUGUUCAGGCCCAAAACUUUGGUGUCUUCCUUGACUUUCAUUUUUAACAUUCUCUUAUCGGUAAAUUUUGUUGUCUCACCUUCAAAAUUCAGAGCAUGACCCCGUCUUACCUCCUCUGCUGCUACUAAUACUUCAGUAGUUUCAUAACUAAUCUAUUUGUUCCUGAGACCAAAGCUCAAACAGUCUGUUCUCAGCACAGAAGUCUUAUAGUGCUCAGGGAGGGUCCUGGAUGUAGAGAUGGAUAGAUAGAUAGAUAGAUCGACCGACUGACUGACCAACAGACAGACGGAUAGAUAGAUGAGUAUAAAACUAUGAGACCAGAUAAGGAAUGGGUAUAAAUGAAGGAGAGAUCUAAGGACUAGGCUCUGGGAUCUGCCAACGUUAAGAAAUUGGGAAGAAGAAGAACUGGUAAGCAGAGGAGACUGGGAAACAGGAUCCAGGGAGGAAGGAAGAAAUCAGAAGUGUGUGACGUACUGGCAUGUUGCAAGGAGAAAGGGAUGAGUUGCAUGAAAGUUGUGAAUUGGCCAACUAAGAUGAGGAUGAGGAGUUGACCAGUAGAUUUAACAACACAGAGAUCACUCAUGGCCUUUAGAAGAGCAGACUCGUGUGUUGAGGGUGAAGGCAUGACUGGAGUGGAGUCGAGAGAAUGAAAGAGAAAUUGGUGAUAGCAAGUGUGCUCAAUUCCUUCAGGGAAGUUUGUUACACAGAGGUGCAGAAAAAUGGGGAUAGAGCCUGUAGGAGGAAGUGGGUGGGACCCAGAGAGGUUUUUUUUUUUUUUUUUUUUUUUUUUUUUAAAGAUGAGACACAUAAUGUGUUGGUUGUUGACAGAAGUGAUGCAUUUGAGGAGGGAUAAACUGGUGAUGCAGGAGAGCAAGGGUGGUGGUACACAGGUGAUGGGAUGGGAGUGAAUGUCCAAGUCUUGGAAAAAGCACAGACACUUUACUGGAAGCUACUAGAGAGAAGGAAGAAUUAAUGAGAUAGGACUUUGUGUAUCAGGAGCAGCACUCUAGGUGAUGUUUUUCUGCAGGGCACAGGGGCCGGCCCAAGCUCUCAGGCCCUUCUGUGCAGCUCAUCUCUAUAUGCUGCGGGUGGCCAGCCUAUGCCAGAGCCACAGCAAUGCGGGAUCCGAGCCGUGUCUGCGACCUACACCACAGCUCAUGGCAACGCCGGAUCGUUAAC